This is a messenger RNA of Phlebotomus argentipes, 5319 nucleotides long. RefSeq lists its product as uncharacterized. Bases 349 to 5115 code for a protein of 1588 amino acids. Lineage: Eukaryota; Metazoa; Arthropoda; Insecta; Diptera; Psychodidae. The record is from RefSeq and is a predicted model, not a curated record. Gene Ontology annotation, molecular function: serine-type endopeptidase activity. The transcript has 16 exons. Gene Ontology annotation, biological process: proteolysis.
CUGCUUAAAUUAUGACGAAGUAAGCUCUAAGUUGAAUAUUGCAAAAUAUCUUUGCUUUAGAGAUAUCUUCAGCCUCUUUUCCUCCUCUCAACCUGUGUUAUUGCAUUUCGGUAGAUUUGGAUUUCCCCACAUGAGGCACGAGGGUCAUCAUUUAACAUGGAAAGCAAAGCAUAAAAGAUAGAUCUUUAUGGAUUAUGUGUGUGUGCAAAAAUCUUGGCUUCUCCGGUCUGAGAUUGAAUAUUUUUCAGUUGACUUCUCAGUCUGUUCAUUUACUCAUUCGGUGGACGAGCACUGUUUACGGUCGUGUCUUUUUGUCGAAAGGUAUUUCAAUGGUAUAGAAAAUUCAUUAUGACUUCUGUGGCGUCGUUUGUGUUUCUUCUGGCCAUUUCCUCAAUUAGUCUCUGUUCGGGACAGAUUGACGAAGGAUGCAAGGAUAUAUUUCAAUUCUAUCACAAUGAAACCAGUGAUGAGUGGUACGGAUUUGGACAGAUAAAUAAUGUGAAAGACGAGAGUUUUCGUCUGAACGUCAAAUUGCGUUCUAAUUCCCCGGAGAAUUUCUUUUCUGCGAAUCCGGGAAAACUCAAUAUCAUUAAGAGAGGAGAAACCGUUUAUUACUUUGCCUUUUUCACCGCUCAAUCGCCACUACCUGAACUUCACUCCAUCUCUUUCAACUCUGACAUAAUUUGCAACAAUAUAACACAGUGGGGCUUUCAAACAAGUUUCAUCACUUUAAUAGAGGAUUACCCACAGAUGAGCACAGCGUCAAUGCAGAUUAGUACGACUCAGAGACCUUCCACGACUACUCAAAAGAGAGAUAUUAAUGUAUCGUGUGGAUUGAACGGAACACGAUGUGUCGACACUGGUGUAACUCAGUGCGGAACACUGCAUCCUCAGCUCACCUUCACACUUCCUCCCACGAAGGGAGACCCCAUCGAGCCUGGCACUUGGCCGUGGCUGGUGGCAGUUUACCGAAGGAGUUCUUCGGAUGCUCUGACCUUCCUCUGUGGAGGAUCUCUUGUGGCUGAGAGGCUUGUGGUGACAGCGGCUCAUUGCUUGUUCCAUGGCAGCGGAAGUAGACUGCGAGUUGAGAACAUUGCUGUUAUCCUGGGAAAGAAUAACCUACGAAUUCGAGAGGAAGGGGAAAAGAAAAUCUAUCCAAGUAAUCUUCAUAUUCACAAUGACUAUCGCUUCCACAAUCCCGACGCAGACAUUGCGGUUCUGGUUUUGCCAGAAUCUGUGGAAUUUACCAAAUUUAUUCGUCCCAUUUGCUUGAGCAACACCACUUCAUUGAGAGACAUGAACAGUCGCAAGAGCAUUGGCGCCGGCUGGUCACUGGAUGACCAGGGAGAAGUCGUUUCGCCUGUUCCCCAAUGGGCAGGCGACAGACCGAUACUGAACAACACCGAUUGCCGUCAGUUCAGCCGAAGGUAUAGAUUCACGAAGCGAACCUUCUGCACAGGCUGGGGAAGUAAAGCCACAGGAAUUUGCCAAGGAAACGGCGGCGGAGGACUGGCGAUGAAAGUCAACGGCCAGUGGGUGUUGCGUGGCGUGAUUUCCACAUUUAUUGGUGCCAAUAACAACAAUUGCGAUCAUGAUGCGCACACAAUCUUCACGGAUGUGUUCAAAUUCACCUACUGGAUCAAAUCUUUCAAUCCCAAGCUCAGCUCAGGAUCCAAAGAGCCUCACCAGCAAGAUACAACAUCGGGUGCAACUGAUUCUACGCCCUCAAACGACUUUCCUGUAACUUCAACUACACCAAAGCCUCAGUUUGAUGCCACGGAAUCCACAACAACACCCUUUUUCCUUGAUACGCAAAUCCUACUGGGCUUGGAUGAAUCUGAUAUUGAGUUCUUUCAUAAUAGUGAACCUUACGCGUGUGGAACACUACAUCCGUCCGUGAAUUCAACAAUACCCCAGACUGGAGAGCAGGGAGAAGAGAUUAUCGAUCGCGGAACUUGGCCAUGGUUGGUGGCUGUCUUGAAGAAAACUCCAACUUCCCUCACUUUCCUCUGCAGCGGCAGUCUUAUAUCCGAGAGGCUUGUGGUCACGGCUGCCAAUUGCUUUCAGGAUGAAACCGGAGUGAAGCUGAAUGUCGACGAUAUUGCCUUGAUCCUCGGAAAGCAUAAUUUGGGAACUCGAAUGGAAGAAGGAGGUUCGUUCCUUUCCCCACUCAGCCUGACCCUUCAUCCGGCCUACAAUCGCCUCAAUUCAGAUGCAGACAUCGCUGUGCUGGUCACAUCGGAACCCGUGGAGUUUACUGAGCUUAUUCAUCCCAUUUGCCUUUGGAAUACUUCUGAUUCGGAGGAAAUCAACAAUCGCGUCGGCGUUGCUGCGGGUUGGAAGAAGGAUCCAGUACAGAAUAUCUUCUAUGGUCUUCCGUAUAAGAUCAAAGUGCCUUUUGUGACAAACUACGAGUGUCGCAUCUCCAAUCAGCAUCUCACCACCGACCGCACGUUCUGCGUCGGCUGGAGGAACGGCACGAGCGGCAUUUGUCAGGAGGAUUCUGGCGCAGGAUUCGCUUUGAAUGUGAGUGGACGAUGGGUUCUGCGUGGUGUGAUGUCCAAGGCUCCGAUCGCUCAUCCUGAUCGCUGCAAUCUGAACAAAUAUCCUGUUUUCUCGGAUGUCUCGAAGUUCGUCGAUUGGAUUUGGUCACACGAACCGAUCGAUACUCAUCUCAAGUAUUUCGACGGCACUGACUGGCUUGAUUUUUCCGUGACUUACGCCACAAGAUCAGUCAAAGUUCAAUCAGUCGUAAAGGUUUCAAUCCAAGUUGUGAAGCUCACGACAUCUGUGAACACCACAUACUCCUUAAGAUCACACAAGUUGGACUGUCUGUCCGUGAGUGAGGUGGAAACGACUCCUCUGAGGGUCCAUUUGCCCUCUCUGUCGAACAUCAGUCCUCCGCCAGAGUCUCCAUUGCACGGACCGUCGGUUCCGUUGCGCCACCCCGCGCAGAAUGUCACCUCGGAGGUGAUCUUGGUGAAGGCAUCGUGCGAGCGCAGGCACGUCUCAUCCGACACCACCGGAAUUUCAGCCUUCUUGGGCAAUUCGGUGAAGAAGUUUCCGAAUUCAUCGCGACCCCAGCCUGCCGUGACUCCAUUCUGGCCCACGAUGCUGUCCUUGCUCGCGGGACCCUUCCACAGGCAGGCUGGUCGGAUACGUGCAGCAUCUUCAGUGAGCCCAGGAAGGUGGAAUUGGGCAGCUCCUGGACUGCCAAGCAGUGAGGCAGGUCAGGGCGAGGAAGAGCACGAGACACGAGGAGACACUCAUUCAGGGGAGGACUUUGGGGCACUUGUUGCGAGCAGGGAAAACACGGAGCGACUGACUGAUGUUGGUCAGAAGGCGCCAGAGAUCUCCGCUGACUCGUCUCGAGGUCAACGUGCCAUGCCAAAACACAGUGGCGCUCCGCCAAACGUGCCGCAGGACAUCAGCAAGCUGAGCGCAUCCCAGGAUGGACAGGCGCCGUGUCGCAUUCUGGACAAAAUCCUGGAGCACGGGAAAGAGUGGACUCAUCCUGAGAAGUGCGUGAACUACUUCUGCUACGACGGAAAGAUCCUCGAAGUGGACUUUUGCGACCCUCUGAAGACCACUGGACCCAAUUGCGUCAUCAUCCCCAUCAGACCGAACCUGGACUACCCCUAUUGCUGCCCCAAAGCUUCAGAGAGUGCAUUUGCAAUGCAUAGAUCGAGUUUUGUAGUGCCUCUAGUCAUUUUCCUCUCAAUCUUCGUGGAAACAUCGACAAGAGAACUGCCAGAUUCUCCGUGUCCAGAAAUCUUUCGCUAUCGCUACAAUGUAACCAGUCGCCAGUGGUAUGGAUGGGCUCGAAUAAAAAACAUCACAGAGGCAGACAACUUCUACGUGUACAUUAAAUUCGAUGUGAAUGUGCCCAAAGAUUAUGAAUUCGUCAAUGAAGGAAGAUUGGAGUUUUCCAUUUCGGAAAAUGUUCUGGAAUUAAGCAUUGAUUUUCCUCUUCAGUCGCCAAUGCCAGAACUAAGUUUUGUCAACAUGAAUUCAACUAAGAUCUGCCAAUCUUCACAUAAUAGUAAAUCAGGAUGGCAGUGUAUUAGUCAUUUUCUGCAAAGGGAUGAAAAUUACGAUGAGAUGAUUUUCGGAACACCAUCUAAGAAUACUGUGGUUCGAACUAAUAGAACACAAUCUACUCGAAAUACUCUGUCUUCAACUGAUACAUCUUCGCCGGGCCAUGAAGCCACUCCAAUCAGAAACAUGAACGGAACUGAUGCAGACAAAUGUGGAACUCUCCAUCCUCUGUCCAGUGCAACAGGCCUCGUGGCGAGAGGAGACACAAUACGGCGAGGCACUUGGCCUUGGUUAGUGGGUGUCUUUAGCUACAAUGGAGCCGCGCUAUCCUUCACUUGCGGCGCCUCUCUCAUAUCCGACAGACUCGUACUCACAGCAGCACAUUGCUUCUUUCGCAAUACUGGAGAAAAGAUUCUUGUGCAGGACGUUGUUCUCAUCCUGGGCAAGUACGAUCUGAGAAAACCCGACGAGGAUGGUGCAAAAAUUGUGUAUCCGAGUACUUUGAAACUCCACAACGACUACACUUCUUACAUCCUCCAGGGCGAGAGCAAGCACAAGCCUGAUGCAGAUAUUGCAGUUCUGAUUAUGCCUGAACCUGUGGAAUUUACCCAGUUCAUUCGCCCCAUUUGCCUCUGGAAACCCACAGAUCCUGAGAUUAGCUUUAAUGAGUCUGGCAUUGCAGCCGGCUGGGGAAUGGACGAGUCUGGGAAUGUGUAUACACAAUUCCCGAGAUGGAUUCAAAUCCCCAUUGUAGCGAACAGCGUGUGUCGCAGAUCGAAUCAACUGUUUCAAUCACUUCUAACCGAGAGAACUCUCUGCGUGGGCUGGAAAAAUGGCAUAUCAGGAGUUUGCGGGGGUGAUUCUGGCGGAGGUUUUGCUUUCUACAUUAACGGACGAUGGGUUCUCCGCGGAUUGAUCUCCACAUCUCUUCCGCCAACUAAAUCGGCUAAGUGUAAUCUUGACGACUACACCAUUUUUGUGGACGUCUCAAAAUUUUUAGACUGGAUUCAAUCAUACGAUCCAUACAUUUCUUCCCGAAGUGGUGAAGGAAUUUUACAAGAGCGCCAUUCAAAGUAACAUUACUUAACAGCACAACGUUUUCAUAUGUAUCUACUGAACCGAUCAAUCGACUGCAUUUAAUACGUAUUUUCGGAAGCAAUAGGGCUUUGCCAAUAACCAAUCAAUAUGGAAAUUAUCACAAUCUUGUGGAACGAUUAAUAUUUUCUUUUCCUCUAAUCAACAUGUAAAAUAGAUCGACGCAAUAAAUAUAGUGUUAAACGA